Molecule: messenger RNA, 342 nt
Organism: Strongylus vulgaris
Lineage: Eukaryota; Metazoa; Nematoda; Chromadorea; Rhabditida; Strongylidae
Source: the annotation of a GenBank genome assembly
AUGAACUUAGCUCUAAUCUCUGGUGGUGGAAUCUCAAAGAUACGGCGUCCUUCAAUUAGGAUGUGCAAUAUGACUGAUGAUCUCAAGAAUCAAACAAUGGGAACAAUCUGUGGAGAGUGUUCUGCUGAAGACAAGCAAACGUUUACAAAAUGGGCCCAAUGCCCCCAUGAGGGAGUCACGAAGGCAUUGUUUGUAAGCUCAGACACAAAAGGUUUUUGCUAUAUGGCAGGUUGUAACGACAUGGCUGUUAUAGACGAUACAAGGGAAGAUGCUUACCGGGCAACUCUAAUCGAGAUGUAUGAUGAGAAGGAAGAAGAGCUACUGCUUUCAAAUGAAUGUACA